UCUAAAACGACCCGCAAUGGUGUCGGUUGACGUGUACCGCCGCCACGACGCCAUGAGCCCGGCCUGCGCGCUCCUGCAGCCGUACGCAGGUGCUGUCGGGCUCGUCGCGAUACUCCUCUUUGGCUUCCUGCUUGGCUGCGACGAAGCCGCGCCGGCGCCGGCGAUCGCGGGCUGGACCGCGACGCUCGCCGGUGCGCUGCGUUUCUACCCGCAGCUGUGCCUCAACUGGCAGCGCCGUAGCGUCGUCGGUCUCUCGCUGGACGCGCAGGUCUACGCCGUCUUUGGGUUUGGCGCCUACGCGCUCUUCAACUGCGGGUUCUCGUGGACGGCCAACGCGCACGCCAACCCGCUUCUGUCGCCCAUGUCGGUCUACGCCAACCUCCACGCGCUCGUGUUGUCGAUGCUGCUAUUGUACCAAUGCACCAUCUUCAAGCGCGGCGCUCAAGUCGUCUCGACGAGCUGCCAAGUCCUAGUCUGCGCCGCCCUCGUGCUCACGCUCGUUUUCCUUGGCCUCGGCCUGCUUCUUAAUGUCUCGGCGUUCACAUGGCCUAGCUUUGUGGCGCUCACGUGCUAUCUGCACGUGCUUCUGACCGCGAUCAAGUACGCGCCACAGAUCGAGCUGCAGUACGAGCGCAAGUCGACGCACGGCUUCUCGGUCUACGGUGUCGUGUACGACAGCGUCUACGGCGGCGCGACGCUCGCAACGCUGCUGGCCUCGAGCGCCGCGGCGGCCAACCCGUGGCUGCUCGCGAUCGCGUGCAUGACGAUCGCGUUCAGCGCGGUCUUGCUUCUCCAGCACUUUGCUCUCUACUGGCAGCAGCCGCCGAUGGACACUGGCGCGUCCGACGACUGCACGCUCCAGGAGCGCCGUGCGCUCAUUCACGUCUAAGGCACAUUUACAUGUACAUGCA
Molecule: messenger RNA, 911 nt
Organism: Saprolegnia parasitica CBS 223.65
Lineage: Eukaryota; Oomycota; Saprolegniomycetes; Saprolegniales; Saprolegniaceae
Exons: 1
Coding region: 17-889 (290 amino acids)
Biological process (GO): L-cystine transport
Cellular component (GO): vacuolar membrane
Molecular function (GO): L-cystine transmembrane transporter activity
Source: RefSeq, a predicted model, not a curated record